Molecule: messenger RNA, 1647 nt
Organism: Zasmidium cellare ATCC 36951
Lineage: Eukaryota; Fungi; Ascomycota; Dothideomycetes; Mycosphaerellales; Mycosphaerellaceae
Exons: 4
Coding region: 1-1647 (548 amino acids)
Biological process (GO): carbohydrate transport; transmembrane transport
Cellular component (GO): membrane
Molecular function (GO): carbohydrate:proton symporter activity
Source: RefSeq, a predicted model, not a curated record
AUGGGCUUCAAGAUUGGCAACAUCUACGUGAUCACGGCCGUGGCCGUCAUUGGCGGCGGUCUGUUCGGUUUCGACAUUUCUUCUAUGAGCGCCAUCAUUAGCACUCCAGCCUAUCUCUGCUACUUCAACCAAGGUCCAAAUGGUCCUGGCUACCCUGGAAGGCAAGAUGAAUGCUCUGGACCAACGGCUUCCGUUCAAGGUGGCAUUACAGCUGCCAUGCCAGCUGGGUCUUGGCUCGGUGCUCUUGUCUCUGGCUAUCUGUCUGACAUCUUCGGUCGCAAGAAGUCCAUCAUGAUCGGCUGUAUCAUCUGGGUUAUUGGCUCCACUAUCAUCUGUGCCUCGCAGAACAUUGGCAUGCUCAUCGCCGGCCGUAUAAUCAAUGGCUUCUGCGUGGGUAUUGAAUCUGCGCAAGUUCCAGUCUAUGUCUCUGAGAUCGCACCACCUUCCAAGCGAGGUCGACUGGUCGCCUUCCAGCAAUGGGCUAUCACAUGGGGCAUUCUGAUUCUCUACUACAUCUCGUACGGCGCUUCCUUCGUUGGUGGCGACACCCCAACCACCUAUUCCACCAGCGCCUUUCGCAUUCCAUGGGGUCUCCAGAUGCUCCCGGCCGUGCUCCUCUUCUUCGCCAUGAUGUUCUUGCCAGAGUCACCACGUUGGCUGGCCCGCAAGGACCGCUGGGAAGACUGCCAUUCUGUGUUGACUCUCGUACACGGCAAAGGCAACCCCGAUAGCCCACUGGUCCAGCAAGAGCUGAGCGACAUUCGCGAGAUGGCCGAGUUCGAGGCACGCAAUGCCGAUGUCACGUACUGGGAGCUGCUCACGCCCAAGCUCAUCAACCGCACUCAUAUUGGUGUAUUUACCCAGAUCUGGUCUCAGCUUACCGGAAUGAACGUGAUGAUGUACUACAUCACCUACGUCUUCUCCAUGGCUGGCUACUCCGGCAAUGCAAACCUCCUGGCUUCGUCUAUUCAAUACAUCAUCAACGUCCUGAUGACAGUGCCGGCAUUGAUCUGGCUCGAUCGCUGGGGUCGCCGCCCAACCAUGAUCGUCGGUGCUACUCUGAUGAUGACAUGGAUGUUCGCCAACGCAGGCAUCCUCGCCGCCCAUGGAGAAGUCGUCGAGGGAGGCGUUGACGGAAUCGCAGCUGUCAGCAUGCGUCUGACCGGCGCACCAGCCAAGGGCCUCAUCGCCUGCACAUAUCUCUUCGUCGCCAGCUUUGCGCCAACUUGGGGACCGGUCUCCUGGGUCUACCCACCAGAACUCUACCCUCUCCGCGUCCGCGGCAAAGCCGUCGCCCUCUCCACAUCCGCCAACUGGGCCUUCAAUACCGCCCUCGGCGCCUUCGUCCCCCCCUCCUUCGUCAACAUCCGCUGGAAGACCUACAUCGUCUUCGGCGUCUUCUGCCUCUGCAUGCUCAUCCACGUUAUAAUCGCCUUCCCCGAGACCGCCGGCAAGACGCUGGAAGAAGUCGCGGAGAUCUUCGAGGAUCCCAACGGGCCCAAGUAUAUCGGCACCCCGGCCUGGAAGACCAAGGUCGAGUAUCGUAGGGCUGUCGCAUUGGAGCAUGGCGAGCUGGAUCUGAAGAAGCAUAAGAUGGAGGAUCAUUCGCCGGAGAGGGUGGAGCAUUCUGCUGAGGAGAAGGUUUGA